CAUGAAUUGGAAAUAUAUUUUAGGCUCCAUCCUUGCUGCCGCUGGGAUGCUGACCAUUGGGAUCUUACUGGGACAUUUUGCCAUCCCAAAAGAAUCCCAGACUUCUGGUUUGGACCAUACCGUUUCCAAAGAUCUGGAUCCAGCCCUGCUUGAAGACUUCAUGAACCAGGUGGACGCUGCCAGGAUCCGAGAGAACCUCAGGGUCCUCUCUGAGAAGCCCCACAUGGCAACAACGAAGGGGGACGAGGAUCUGGUUCAGCUGCUGCUGAAUCACUGGCGGGACCCGAAAUCUGGCCUGGACAACGCCACGGAGGUCCAGUAUGAUGUGUUCCUCUCAUUUCCGGACCCAGAUAAGCCAAACAGUGUGGCUGUAGUUUUGGAGAAUGGCGCCACAAGGUUCGUCUCCCGAGAAACAGAAGCGGAUCUGACUCCGGAUCAAGCGGACAAAGACGUGGUGAAGCCUUAUGCCGCUUACGGCCCUCCUGGGAACCCCAAGGGGAAACUAGUCUAUGCCAACCAAGGCAAGCCAAGUGACUAUGAGUUCCUGGUCCAACAGCGGAUCGAUCUGAAUGGCACCAUAGCCAUCACCCGCUAUGGAGGGGCCGGACGAGCUGACAAAGCUAUCAAUGGGGCCAAAUACGGUGUCGUCGGCGUAGCGGUUUACACAGAUCCGGCAGAUAUCAAUGACAACAAGGCUUCGGCGGAAGAGACUUAUCCCUAUUCAUGGUACCUUCCCCCUUCGGGAGUGGAAAGGGGCUCCUACACCACCUUUUUUGGGGAUCCCUUGACCCCAUAUUUCCCAGCCAAAGGUUUCACCUACAGGAUCCCAGAAGACCAGAUCACAGGGAUCCCACCAAUCCCCGUCCAACCCAUUGGCUUUGAGGACGCAGAGACACUCAUUUGUAAUCUUGAUGGCCCAAGAGCGCCUGAUAAUUGGCAAGGAGCGUUGGGUUGUAGCUACUCUCUUGGACCCGGUUUCCGUCAAGAUGGGGCAUUCCCCAACACAAGUGAUGUCCAGGUGAAUGUUUAUAACCAGGGAACGAUCAAAGCAUCUUCAAAUGUAAUGGGGCUGAUCCGGGGAAGUGUUGAGCCAGACCGCUAUGUCAUCUAUGGAAACCACAGGGACAGUUGGGUUCAUGGCGCUAUCGAUCCCAGCAGCGGGACAGCGGUCAUGAUGGAAAUCACUCGGGUCUUGGGAACGAUGGUCAAGGAAGGUGAGCUGGGAACAGAUGGUGGGCUGCUGGGGUUUUAGUCCAAACUUGGAGAAUGCCGUCACCUGAUAGUGAUGGAGUUUUCUUCCUGAAAUGUGGCUUAGGCUCUAGUUUCUGAAACGGCAAAAAAUAAGCUGGUUCCAACUUCACCAUGAGAAUCUAUCAAACAUCUAGUAGUCACUUCUAUCUUUUUUAAAGCUAAACUUGUCUCCAUGUGUGCCUUCAAGUCAAAUUAUGGAGGCCUUAUGGCUUUCGUAUCCUUUUCUUGCGCAAAGAAUAUGUGGAAGGGUUGUUGCGUGUUUUCUGGGCUCUAUGGCCAUGUUCCAGAAGUAUUCUCUCCUGAUGUUUCGCCCACAUUUAUGGCAGGCAUCCUCAGAGGUUGUGAGAUA
Anolis carolinensis (green anole) is the source of this 1600-nucleotide messenger RNA. It is a transcript of the gene naaladl1, whose product is annotated as N-acetylated alpha-linked acidic dipeptidase like 1. The record is from RefSeq and is a predicted model, not a curated record. The transcript has 9 exons. The coding region runs from base 2 to 1252 and encodes 416 amino acids. Lineage: Eukaryota; Metazoa; Chordata; Lepidosauria; Squamata; Anolidae. Gene Ontology annotation, molecular function: carboxypeptidase activity.